AUGCAAGCCCAGCUAUGGACCCGUGGUAGGAAUGUGGACACCUCUGAGCAGAUUGGACAGGGGAUGCAGGAGAAAGGGUAUGACAUGGACCAGCAGCAGCGCUGCAUGAAAGCCAAGGAACUGCAGCAGGCAUAUCAGAAAGCCAGGGAGGCUGACAAUCGAUGCAGUGCCGAGCUGCUGACCUGCUGCUUUUACCAGAGCUGGAAGUCAUACUUGGCAGAGACCCCAUUGCUGUCCCACACACCACUGUGGAUACCUUGUCUGAAAUACCGGCUAGUGGGGUCCCAGGAGGAGCUGGCAUCAUGGGGACAUGAAUAUGUCAGACACCUGGCGGGCGAGGUUGCUAAGGAAUGGCAGGAGGUUGAUGAAGCUGACAAGGCCCAGAGGGAAAUGCUGCUGACCCUGGUGAAGGAGAUUGUCCCCUACAACAUGGCCCACAAUGCAGAGCACGAAGCCUGUGACCUACUGAUGGAGAUUGAGCAGAUGGACAUGCUAGAGAAAUAUAUUGACGACAACGCCUACUCCAAAGUCUGCCUCUACCUGACCAGCUGUGUGAGCUACGUCCCUGAACCCGAGAACUCAGCCCUCCUCCGCUGUGCCCUGGGAAUCUUCCGCAAGUUUAGCCGCUACCCUGAAGCCCUGCGCCUGGCCCUCAUGCUGAACGACAUGGAGCUGGUGGAGGACAUCUUCACCUCCUGCAAAGACGUGGUCAUCCAGAAGCAGAUGGCCUUCAUGCUGGGUCGCCACGGCGUCUUCCUGGAGCUAAACGAGGACGUGGAGGAGUACGAGGACCUUACCGAGAUCAUGUCCAACGUCCAGCUCAACAGCAACUUCCUGGCCUUGGCCAGAGAGCUGGACAUAAUGGAGCCCAAAGUGCCAGAUGACAUUUACAAAACACACCUGGAAAAUAACCGGUUUGGCGGCAGCGGCUCCCAGGUGGACUCUGCGCGGAUGAACCUGGCCUCGUCCUUCGUAAACGGUUUUGUGAAUGCAGCCUUCGGGCAGGACAAGCUGCUGACGGAUGAUGGCAAUAAGUGGCUGUACAAAAACAAGGAUCACGGUAUGCUGAGCGCUGCAGCCUCGCUGGGGAUGAUCCUGCUAUGGGACGUGGAUGGGGGGCUGACGCAGAUCGACAAGUACCUGUACUCCUCCGAGGACUACAUUAAGUCGGGAGCCCUGCUUGCUUGUGGCAUUGUGAACUCGGGGGUGAGGAACGAGUGCGACCCUGCCCUCGCGCUGCUGUCCGACUACGUCCUCCACAACAGCAACACCAUGAGGAUCGGCGCCAUCUUUGGGCUGGGGCUGGCCUACGCUGGGUCCAACCGGGAAGACGUUUUGACUCUGCUGCUCCCCGUGAUGGGAGACUCCAAGUCUAGCAUGGAGGUGGCCGGCGUGACGGCCCUGGCCUGUGGCAUGAUAGCUGUGGGCUCGUGCAAUGGGGACGUCACCUCCACCAUCCUCCAGACCAUCAUGGAGAAAUCGGAGACUGAGCUGAAGGACACCUACGCCAGGUGGCUGCCGCUCGGCCUGGGCCUUAACCACCUAGGGAAGGGGGAGGCCAUCGAGGCUAUCCUGGCGGCAUUGGAGGUGGUGUCGGAGCCCUUCCGCAGCUUUGCCAACACGUUGGUCGAUAUCUGCGCCUACGCGGGCUCAGGGAACGUGCUGAAGGUGCAGCAGCUGCUCCACAUCUGCAGCGAGCACUUUGACACCAAGGAGAAGGAGGAGGACAAGGAGAAGAAGGACAAGAAGGAAAAGGACAAGAAGGAGAGCUCGGCUGACAUGGGCGCCCACCAGGGCGUGGCAGUGCUGGGGAUCGCGCUCAUUGCCAUGGGGGAGGAGAUCGGCGCUGAGAUGGCUCUGCGCACGUUCGGCCACCUGCUGAGGUAUGGGGAGCCCACCCUGCGCCGAGCCGUGCCCCUCGCCCUGGCGCUCAUCUCCGUCUCCAACCCGCGCCUCAACAUCCUCGACACCCUCAGCAAGUUCUCCCACGAUGCUGACCCCGAGGUCUCCUACAACUCCAUCUUUGCCAUGGGCAUGGUGGGCAGCGGCACCAACAAUGCCCGGCUGGCCGCGAUGCUGAGGCAGCUGGCCCAGUACCACGCCAAAGACCCAAACAACCUCUUCAUGGUGCGGCUGGCCCAGGGACUGACCCACCUUGGGAAGGGGACACUCACCCUGUGUCCCUACCACAGCGACCGGCAGCUGAUGAGCCAGGUGGCUGUCGCGGGGCUGCUGACCGUCCUAGUGUCCUUCCUGGAUGUGCGCAACAUCAUCCUGGGCAAAUCCCACUACGUUCUGUACGGGCUGGUGGCUGCCAUGCAGCCACGCAUGCUGGUGACCUUUGACGAGGAGCUGCGGCCUCUGGCGGUGUCGGUCAGGGUGGGGCAGGCUGUAGACGUGGUGGGCCAGGCGGGCAAACCGAAGACAAUCACUGGCUUCCAGACGCACACAACGCCAGUGCUGCUGGCGCACGGCGAGCGGGCAGAGCUGGCCACAGAGGAACAUCUGCCAGUCACCCCCAUCCUUGAGGGUUUCGUCAUCCUGCGCAAAAACCCCAACUAUGAUGUCUGAGCUGACAUGGGGCAGGAUCGGGGGGAGACUGGGCAGUGCCUGGAGGGGGCAGGCACUGGGCAUCACACUGGGGGAGAGGGGCCCAACUCCCACUUGGUGGUUUUGUUACUGAAAUUGCUGAUUUAAAAAAUAAACUUGAGAGACACUG
Messenger RNA from Dermochelys coriacea (leatherback sea turtle), 2719 nucleotides. RefSeq names its product proteasome 26S subunit ubiquitin receptor, non-ATPase 2 (gene PSMD2). Gene Ontology annotation, molecular function: enzyme regulator activity. Lineage: Eukaryota; Metazoa; Chordata; Testudines; Dermochelyidae. Bases 1 to 2571 code for a protein of 856 amino acids. Gene Ontology annotation, cellular component: proteasome storage granule; proteasome complex; proteasome regulatory particle, base subcomplex. Gene Ontology annotation, biological process: regulation of protein catabolic process; proteasome-mediated ubiquitin-dependent protein catabolic process. The record is from RefSeq and is a predicted model, not a curated record. The transcript is spliced from 19 exons.